GCAAUGGCAACAAGGCCAUUCCUUCCUGUUUUUCUUCCAACAUUGCUGCUGGUCCUUCCACUGGAAAGCCACAUCUUUAAUUGAUUCUACAAAGGCAUAUGGCAAUUUGCUGAGAAUGAUCUGGAGAUCUUCCAUGGAUGAAGCUCACCUCAUGCAAGAACAUGGAAAUGGAAGAUUGAUUUGCUAAAUUUGGCUUCCUUUCAAUCUAAUCAUGGAAGGUAUAACCGAUCAAGUCCAAUGCAGAACCAAAUCGGAUUCGACAGUGAUGAGAAUCCUGCGAUGUGCAAUGGAUGAGCGACACGAAAAGCUGCAGUCGAGAGGUGGUCUUUUCGAGUUCCUACAUGACCGAGCAACCUUCUACGAGCUUGCGGCUGUCCUAGUGGAGGGAGGACUGAAUAUUGUCCGAGAAGAGACAGAUGGCAACUCUGAUAAUAUCCUGUCUGAUUUGGUUGAAAUCAAGAAGUGGCUCGAGGGACGGAUCGAGGAAUUGAAUGAGCUAAUAGUCGAAAAGGACAAAGAACUUAUGGAGAGGUUGGAGAAUGAGUUGAAGCUUCAGCAAACACUCGAGCUGAAGGAUGCUGAAAUUGUUCGCUUGCAGGAGAAGCUAAUGAAGUAUGAGGAUGUCCUGAAACCUGAUCGACCAAUCCAGGAGGGCCUUUCCGAAGAGGACAUCCUUAAACUCAAAACUUCGGACGAUCAACAAAUGGGGUUCAUGAAGAAGCAGCUAGAGGAUGAGGUGAAGAGCCCGGUUCUUGACAGGAGGACGAGAAAGCAUCACACCUCAAGUCCAAAUCUUAGCUUCGACUUCUUGGAUAAGGAAAGUAACGAAAGCCCAGCUUUAUGCAAACAUGGAUCUUUUAUAUUCGAGGGAACAAAUGCAAAGAGUCAGCCUUCAAGGCCUGUCCAAAAGCACACACUCAUAAAGCGGAUGAGUUCAGACAUCGGCUCUUUGAAAGAUAUUCUCGAUCUUGCAUUUGGGAAGAUGCAAGAAGCUGAGGUGUUGCCGCUCGAAAAAGAAUGGAGAUGGAACAUCGAGAAGGAUGUCGCCUCAGUUUUUCUACAAGGUGUUGUAAGAGAUAUACGAAAAAGCUCCAUCGAAGUGGAGGGCUUAAGAGAAGAAGUAGAAAAGGCGAAAAACGAAAGAGACAGCUUAAAGUACACUUACCAGUUUCUUGCAAGAACCAUGGUUGAGGAUGUCUGUGGACUUUCUUGCAAUAAACAAAUGGACAUUGAAGACGGGAGUUUCGGAGUUUUCGACGAAUUAAAAUCAGCUUUGAAUCAGAUUGUUCAGCAUUGCUUAGAGAGCACAGUAAGGGAGGAUAUAUAUAUGAUUUUCGUUAGGGAAAAAUCAGAGCAACUGAAGAGAAUUGCAGAAGAACAGUUCAGGAAAGAACAUCCAGCAAAGUUCACUUCAAUUCAAGAGACUUCUUUCGAUGCAGCAACAUUCGAUUAUACUCUAAUGGAGUCGACAAUGAGCUUGAUGAAGGAAGAUAUAUACAUGGUUUAUUUUAGGGAUAUGAUCGAAUCGUGGAUGUUAGAAACAAACGACAGAGGCAUCGAGAGUCUUGUUAGGGAGAAUACGAACGAUUUUAUCAUCGGCGAGGCUGUAAGAGAUUUAUGCAUCAAUUUAAGCAAAGCGCAGGCGGCAAGACAGUUGUGCAUUCAGGAUCGUACGCCUCGCUCUUUGAAUUUGGACUUUCAAGGAAGCACGCCGCCGCGUUCUAGGAAAUUCGACGCGGAUGGAGAGGACAUCCUGAUUCAAAAGAUCGAUUCUUUGUCGAAAUGCCUGGAUGCAGAGGAAGAUCUGAUGCUGAAAGCAAGCUGUGAAAUACAGGAGCACAAUGUGAACAAUAGUUUGGUCAUCCUCAACUGCGAAGAGAACGAAGAGCGCGACGUGAUCAAAUGGUUGAUAACCGACGACGAAAGUACCUUCACUUCAGUGAGUCAUAAGCUGGAGAGAGCUCUGCAGCAGGUGUACACAAGCAAGGAGUUGCUGGUGGAGUUAGAGCAGAGUCUGGAAGAGCCUGGCGACGAAGCGGGAGAGCAUGACGAUAUUAGGGAGCUGGUUUCACCCAACGACAUUUUAGGGAUUACCAUGCAAUUUCAGCUGAUGUUCGAGGAUUUCGACUGCGCUGUACGUGAAAAGCUAGAGAGGAAUCGGUCGAGGCUCGAGGAAUUGAAGUGUCGAAUUAAUACAGCAACGGAAGGCGCAGCCUUACCGAGGAAAAGAAAAUUGGUGUACAAAAAGGCCUUCAUUUCAACUAGUCACAACUUGAAAUUAGCAGAAACAGAGGUUGAUUUGCUGGGGAAUCAAGUGGAUGACCUGUUGUGCCUGUUGCAUAGGAUACAUAUUGAAUUGCACAAAAAUGCUGCAGCUUUGUCAAGACAUUUUGAGGUUUAUGAAAUAUUGAAGUUGAUCAAGGGAGAGUUAGGCAACAGGGGUCCAUCUUGA
Molecule: messenger RNA, 2452 nt
Organism: Andrographis paniculata
Lineage: Eukaryota; Viridiplantae; Streptophyta; Magnoliopsida; Lamiales; Acanthaceae
Product: WPP domain-associated protein
Exons: 6
Coding region: 212-2452 (746 amino acids)
Source: RefSeq, a predicted model, not a curated record